GUUGCAGUUGCCGCAAUUCCAAGUCGUCGCAGUUCUGUAACGUGGCCAGAACGUUGCCGGGCAAUUAUUGUUUUGUAAGACGUUUUACAAUUUAAUGGUUUUCAUGAAUGGACUGGGAUCCGACCCUCUGUCAGCAAAGGAGGCAGAGGGCCCUCCGGUUCAAGUUGAACCAGUUGAUUUGAGUUUACGUUCGCCGCGCGCGAGCACUUCGCAUGCCAGCGGCAGCAACAGCAACAACUAUAACAAAUCCGCCACCAAAACAUCCGCCAGCCACAAGAGUAACUAUAGUAAUGGGAAGCAUUCGGGGGCAUGCUCAUCCUCCGCCUCCAGUUAUGCAACAGGCGGUGGCUCAACGCUGGGGGCCUUUGGUCGACAACACCAGCAGCAGCAGCAUCAGCAGCAGCAACAGCAACAGCAGCAGCAACAACAGCUGUACGCUUCCGGCGUCUCCAAGUUGCCAUUUUCGCCAUUCUUUGCAGCAUCGCCAUUCUUCUUCACUUAUCGACGGAUCAGCAAGCAGGAAGACAACAACAACAGCUGCAGCUACAACAACGGCACCAGCAGCAGCAGCAACCACAGCGCCACCAACAGCAGCAGCCUCAGCAGCAGCGCCAACAGCAGCGCUCUAAUGCAGGACUAUGAUCGCAAGUUCAGUUUGUUGAGUCUCUUCAAGAAUCCCUACAAGUUCACCGAGGCCCAGACGCAGCGCAAAUGCAACUCGCUGAGCAGCAGCGGCAACAGCAACGGCAGCAGCACCAGCCAAAAGGCGUCGCUCACAGGAACAGCUGCGGGGGCGGGAGCGGGAGCUGUUUGUUCGCCAAGCUGGAAGACCUAUGCGGGUGCUGGCUCACCGCAUGCGGCACUUAAUCCCGCCUUUGGUGGCAUGGCACUUGGUGGCAGCAGCGGGGGCGGCGGCGGCGCCACGCGAAAGGACAGCAGCAGCUUUAGUGGCAUCAACUUUGGCGGCAGCGGUGGCGGAGGCGCCUCCGCGUUCAGUCGCGACACUGCAUCCAAUGGCGGCUACAAUGAUCUCUCCAAGAACCGCAAGGUACACAAAUGCGAUACCGAGGGCUGCGACAAGGUCUACACCAAGAGUUCGCAUCUCAAGGCGCACAAGCGCACACACACAGGUGAGAAACCGUAUGUGUGCACCUGGGAGGGCUGCAUCUGGCGCUUUGCCCGCUCCGACGAGCUGACCCGCCACUACAGAAAGCACACCGGAGUGAAGCCUUUCCGCUGUCAGCUGUGCACCCGGAGCUUCAGUCGCUCCGAUCAUCUAUCGCUCCACAUGCGACGACAUUGAGUGCCACCAGAGGCCAUAGGAAAAUAUACUCACACACAUUUCUCAACACAUUCCAGUACACAGGAGACAAAGGGAACGUCGUUUCCUUAUUAUUUAUAAAACACUCUGUUUCAUACAUCCAUUAUAUAUCGCUGUUGUAUCGUUCAGUUUUUAUGACCUAAUGCAUAAGUAGCUCAAUUUAGCACUAUAAUGGGCUUAAAGUCCAGACUAGAUAUAGUGAACUUUAGCUGAUAAUCGAAACGAAAAGAGUUUGUAAAAAUCUUUUCGAAUCUUCACAGACGUUGCCUUCAAGAAGCCAAGUUAACAAGCGGUACUACGAGUAUAAAAAAUCACAAAUUACUACAUCUACUAUACAUCAAUAAAAGAUAUAAAUUGAUUUCGAUAUGGAUUGUAUAACUACCGUAUAAGUAGAAGCAUAGCAUAUUUAUUUGUAUUGGUGCUAGCAACUUGUGUGUACAUACUAAACUAGAUACGUUUUACAUAUCAAUCGAUUAGCCAGUAAUGCGAUUUAACUAAUUUUAGCUCAAAUUUUUAUACUAUAUAUAUUGGAUGUUAAGUAGAAAAUUGUAUACAACUAAAACGAACAAAAGAAAAAACAGAAAAACAAAUUGAAAGACAGGCACAAGAGGCAGCUGCAGCCAAGCAAUAUUUAUAAAUGACAAUAAUCUAUACUAUAAACUAUAUUAAAUGCUCAUAGAAUUACUUAAAACUAUCGAAUACAUUUGUACCAUAUGCAGAUGGCAGUUGCUGUUCAACAGUUGAAAAUUUCUUCACAUUCAAUUCACUUCCUUUAAGAACCAGAACAUUUGAUUACUCCUCCUUUCCAAUUUGAUAAUUGCAAAACCAAUUCAUGUUUAAGUAUUGACUUUAAUCGGUGUUUUUUUGCCUAGUUAACAGCUUUAGUGUAUCUCUUGAUCAUCAUACUUGAAGAUCUUCGUAUUUAUUACACUCUGAUGAGUUUUUAAUAUAAUUCUAAAGUAUUUUAACGAUUGUUGUGUAUCUCUCUCUAUCUUAAUUGAUUUUUACUGUAAUCCCAGAUCAGAGAAUCGAUAAAUUGAAACUGCAGCACUGAAAGAUCCGCAACUGCCACGUAGAUUUAAAGAGAUAGACAAUUUAACUGCAAGCAUCAAAAGUAAAAAAACAGAUAAAGAGAACAAAACAAAGUGUAUUACUAUACUAUAUACUAUACAACAUACCAUGCGAUGCAUACGUCUAUUUUUUGCUGAAAAUAAAAAUAAAAAUCAACUUUUUG
Molecule: messenger RNA, 2555 nt
Organism: Drosophila sulfurigaster albostrigata
Lineage: Eukaryota; Metazoa; Arthropoda; Insecta; Diptera; Drosophilidae
Product: Krueppel-like factor luna
Exons: 5
Coding region: 95-1303 (402 amino acids)
Biological process (GO): regulation of transcription by RNA polymerase II
Molecular function (GO): RNA polymerase II cis-regulatory region sequence-specific DNA binding; DNA-binding transcription factor activity, RNA polymerase II-specific
Source: RefSeq, a predicted model, not a curated record